Messenger RNA from Anoplopoma fimbria (sablefish), 1715 nucleotides. It is a transcript of the gene commd2, whose product is annotated as COMM domain containing 2. Lineage: Eukaryota; Metazoa; Chordata; Actinopteri; Perciformes; Anoplopomatidae. Bases 122 to 730 code for a protein of 202 amino acids. The record is from RefSeq and is a predicted model, not a curated record. The transcript is spliced from 6 exons.
CGGGUUAUGGAAAAAAGGUCCAAGUUGUUUUCCGGGUUGAUGGAUGUGUUUGGUUUCCGUCUGUUAAACUGUUAGUGUUUAGGACUCUACCGUUUGUUGAGGACUCUACCGGUUAUUCAGGAUGCUGCUAGUUUUGUCUGAAGACCAUAAAGAACACCUCUCCUUUCUACCGAAUGUUGACGCCGCAGUGGUUGGAGAGUUUGGUCGCAUAGCGCUGGAGUUCUUAAGGAGAGGAAGCAGUCCCAAGAUCUACGAGGGAGCAGCCAGGAAGCUGUGUGUUCCCGUGGAAAUGGUGCAGCAUGGAGUGGAAGGCCUGAUGUAUCUGAUGACCGAGAGCUCCAAACACAUGAUCUCUGAAGUGGAUUUCUUGGACUCUGUGUUGGUCUUGGGGUUUGGUGAAGAACUUAACCAGAUCCUCUUACAGCUCUACCUCCAACACCACAGUCAGAUUCGCAGCAUCCUGAGUCAGCUGCCCUCCCACCUGCCUGCCUACCACAACCUGGAAUGGAGACUGGAUGUACAGUUGGCGAGUCGUCCAAUCCGUCAGCAGGUCGUUCCCAUGCUGACGAUGCGCCUGCUCAUGACCGGAGGUGGUGACAGCGGUGACCUCAGCAGAAGGGUUCUCCAGACAGACCCCAGCACCCUCCUGCACCUCAUCUCCACACUGGAGGCAGCUCUGGCCGCCAUAAAAACCAAUCACGCUCGCCGCAUAUUUCGCAACAUCAAAUGACCCCCCAGGUCCAUUUUUGUGUAUCUGUGUUUCUCCUGUUAAGCACCACAUUAUUGCCUUUAUACCUGGAUACACUAAGCAGUGUCUGUUUUCUGCCCUGCAGUGAUGAACUGGUCCUGGAUGGUAAACUAGACUUUUGCCCAUCUGACUGGCAAAUGGCCUUCACUUUAUUACCCUUAAGUCAUAAUACUUGCCAAAUGUAAAGUAAAAAAGUUGACGUAGGAAGCAUGUGCCUCAUGUAUUGUUUGUACCAUAUUUAUCAAUAUCAACUUGUGUGUGUAGUGUGCAUAAAUUCUGAAGCAUUCCCCACCAAGGUCAUUACAGUGCUACUAUGCAAACGGUCAACCCCAUCACCAUAACUGUUGGAAAAAGUAAUCACAUCGGCUACCAAAUGAUAAAUAACAUGUAUGAAGGCAUGCAUCCAUCCUGCCUUCUAUCAAAAGGUCAGGCUGGUGAUGGUGGUGUAAUGUAAAUGGUGUGAGGGAUAUUUUCUUAACACACUUCAGGCCCCUUAGUACCAAUUGAGCAUAGUUGAAACGCCACAGCCUUUCUGAGUAUUGUUGCUGACCAUGUCCAUCCUUUCAUGACCACAGUGUACUCAUCUUCUAAUGGCUACUUCCAGCAGGAGAAAGCACCACGUUGCAAGCUCAGAUCAUUCUUGAACAUGACAAUAAGUUCACUGUACUCACAGUCACCAGAUCUCUAUCCAAUAGAGCAUCUUUGGUAUGUGGAAUGUGGAGGUGGAACAGGAGAAUUGCAUCAUGGAUGUGUCGCCAACAAACCUACAGCAACUGAGUGACCUUAGCAUUUCUGAGGAAUGUCGAGAGCCCCUUGUUGAAUUUAUUUCACGAAGAAUUAAAGGCGACAUUUGCUCUUUUUCAAGUUCAUGCUUGUAUUUUGGGUUUCUCCUAAAACAUGUUUACAUUCUUUGGUAUAUUUAACCACAUUAUUUUUCUCUUACUGUCUAUCUGAAUAUACAGAGUCC